ACUUUCAGCAGAAAAAUGGUUUCUUGGACGCCAAGCAGCAGAAUACAUUGUGUCACUGCGUAAUAGAGAAUUAUAUAGGAAGGCGGAAAAAACUGACAUAUGGAGAAAUGCAAAAGUGGGCCAACAUCAUCUGCGAUGUAUUCCCCAAAGAGAAUCCGGAAACAUAUUUUCUAGCAAGCAAAUAUGGUAAGAAAAAUCCUACGGGAAAGCUAUUUUCACGCUGGACGAAUGCUAACAAAACCAAUUAUAAAAAGUUUUCAACCGAUCGUACAACUACCGCUUCGCCAGCAGCUUUAUCCAGCGAUAAGUAUUACGAAAAGAAGUGCUGGCUGCAGAAUAAUUGCACACCAUGGGAACAGGUUAUUGAUUACUGGAAGGAGACAUCUGGUCAAAGAAUUAUAGAUAUCCAUAACGCCAGUUCUUUAAGCUGCAUUUUUAGUGAAUGGCCGCGCUGUAAGGACUUUCGUGGAUAUGAACUUGUGAGUUCUUAUAUUCAAUGCUUUUUUCAAAUAAUUCAAUAACUUAUUUUCCAUAGGUAGAAAUAGACUUUGAGACUCUUUACCCCGGGAAAGGAAAUAUGUUAUUUUUGAAAUUGGAGAAGUUUUAUAAAGAAAUCCUCAAAAUUUUUGAUAAAGAUAUAAAAGACCGUGUUUCAAGGGAACUAUUCUUAAAGUAUUUGCACAUUGACAACAUCUCAAAUGGUAAAGUGGUUUAUCAAAUGAAAUUGCGGUAUUCAGGAUUUCGUGCUAUAUACUCGUAAUAUGCAAACGAGCAUAUUACCAUGGCAGUGCAAUCACAAAUUACAUAUAGAUAUAUAUGUAUAUGUACAACAAUAAAUUUUAUAUUGCGCUGUCGUGGUGAUUUGGAAAUGCAAUGAUGCCGGAUCGUAUGCACGAAAUCCUGAAUAUCACACAAAUUUUUUAUAACAUUUACAGAUUUCAAAUUCACCUCAAAAAACAUUUGAAAAUAGAAAUUCGCAAUAGCCAAUCUUGUAAAGAAAAUUCUCUUGCUCUUAAUAUUCCAAUUCAAACAACUAAUUCAUCAAAUCAACUAGUACCAAUUCAAAAUAUUACUUCUUUAAAA
Bactrocera dorsalis (oriental fruit fly) is the source of this 1083-nucleotide messenger RNA. RefSeq lists its product as uncharacterized. The transcript has 3 exons. The record is from RefSeq and is a predicted model, not a curated record. The coding region runs from base 108 to 521 and encodes 137 amino acids. NCBI's taxonomy places the organism in Eukaryota, Metazoa, Arthropoda, Insecta, Diptera, Tephritidae.